AUGAAAAACGUCUUUUCUUUCAUUGUCCUUUUGCUGUUACAAGCAUUGAUUUUUUCCAUAACUCAAGCUGCUGAUGAAGCGUCCUCCACGACCACCACUACUGCUAAUGUCCAGGAAGAAGCAUCAUCAUCUAAUCUUUCAUCAGCUCAAUUCUGGGGACAAAUCAUCGCCAUCAUAGCACUCGUUGUAUGUAGUGGUAUUGUCGCAGGAUUGACACUUGGUUUGAUGUCUCAAGAUGUCACCAAUCUCGCCAUAUUAUCUGCAGCUGGUACGCCCAAACAACGGAAAUAUGCUGCACGCAUCAUGCCUAUCCGCAAAAACGGCCAUUUGCUCCUGACAGCCUUACUCCUCACCAACACCGUGUUGAAUGAAACCUUGCCUGUGCUUAUUGAUGGCCUUUUUGGACAAGGGUAUUUGGCUAUCAUUCUAUCGACCGUGCUCAUUGUUCUCUUUUCGGAAAUUAUACCUCAGGCCGUUUGUUCUCGUAAUGGUCUCGCCAUUGGUGCAUUCUUUGCGAUACCGGUUCGAGUAUUGAUAGGCUUUUGGUAUAUCAUUGCAUGGCCCAUUUCCAAAAUUUUGGACAAGUGCCUUGGAAAACAUCAUGGCUUUGUAUAUAAUGUCUCUGAGCUUUGUGAGCUUAUCGGUCUCCAUAGCAACAGCAACUCAAAUCAAUUGCAUCCAGGGCCGCUUGAUCAAAGCACCACGUCAUUACUUCAAUGCAUUUUGAAAGUAUCAGAAAAGACAGCAGGCGAUUUGCUCUAUAGCCCACAUCCACCACCACAACACCAUCACCAUGAGUGUAUGCUUUAUGCGGAUGAUGCAAUCGACAACGCAUUAUUGGGCCGCGUCGUUGCUAGUGGCUACGCAGCUCUCCCUGUCUAUGAUCGAAUACUUAACCAGCAAGAAACAAAACAAGAGGCAGUGAUUGGAACGAUCACAGCUAGCAAACUGUUUUCGGUGCUUCAUUAUAAUAGUUCAGAAAAGAAAACCAUCCGCGACUUGACAUUGGAUCCUGUGAUUGAGAUACCAGCAUCCACGAGGGUUCUAACGCUUUUACAGCUACUCCAAAAUGAGCCAUGCAAGUAA
This is a messenger RNA of Lichtheimia ornata, 1086 nucleotides long. RefSeq lists its product as uncharacterized. Gene Ontology annotation, cellular component: intracellular membrane-bounded organelle. The coding region runs from base 1 to 1086 and encodes 361 amino acids. Lineage: Eukaryota; Fungi; Mucoromycota; Mucoromycetes; Mucorales; Lichtheimiaceae. Gene Ontology annotation, biological process: magnesium ion homeostasis. The record is from RefSeq and is a predicted model, not a curated record. The transcript is spliced from 6 exons.